AUGUUGGGGAAUAAGACAAGGAUAACAGAAAUCAUCCUCCUGGGAUUUGAUGACUUGACUAACCUUCAGAGUAUACUUUUUCUGGCAUUUCUAGUGGUCUAUAUUGUGACCAUAACUGGAAACACUCUCAUAUUUUUGCUUGUUAUACUUGAUCGGCACCUUCAUACACCCAUGUACUUCUUCCUGAGGAAUAUCUCCUUCUUGGAAGUCUGUUAUACCUCUAAUAUUUUUCCAAGGAUGCUUUUGGCUCUCCUGACUGGGAACAGAUUGAUUUCUUUCAGCAGCUGCCUCACCCAGUGGUACCUCUGUACUUUUUUAGUAGUUUCAGAAUGCUGUUUAUUCUGUGUGAUGUCUUAUGACAGGUAUCUGGCAGUCUGCAAACCACUACACUAUGCAACAAUGAUGAAGACUCCAACUUGUGUCCAGUUAGCAGCUACAUCUUGGAUCAGUGGAUUUACAAUUUCUUUGCUAUUACUCAUUCUGAUAUUGAAGUUAAAUUUUUGUGGCCCCAAUGAAAUAGAUCAUUACUUUUGUGACUAUGCCCCAAUCCUAAAGCUCUCUUGCAGUGACACUAGAAUGAUAAAAAAGUUGAGUGAUGUUGCGGCUGCUAUGUUUACACUCUCUCCAUUCCUUCUAACCUUGACAUCCUAUGUAUAUAUUAUAGUGGCCAUCUUGAAAAUUCCCUCCACUACUGGGAGAAAAAAAGCCUUUUCUACAUGUUCCUCUCACUUGACUGUGGUGUCUCUUUUCUAUGGGUCCAUAAUAAUUGUGUAUAUGCUGCCAAAGAAUGAAGAAAAGCAUAAGAUUAAAAAGUUUUCUUCUCUUCUGUAUAUAGUGCUGCCCCCUCUUCUUAACCCCUUCAUAUACACCCCGAGAAACAAGGAGGUCAAAGUAAGUUUGAGAAAUAUUAUUGCCUCAAUUGUGCACUACAAACUCAUCCCAUGA
Messenger RNA from Eublepharis macularius, 945 nucleotides. RefSeq names its product olfactory receptor 2AP1-like. Lineage: Eukaryota; Metazoa; Chordata; Lepidosauria; Squamata; Eublepharidae. Gene Ontology annotation, molecular function: G protein-coupled receptor activity; olfactory receptor activity. Bases 1 to 945 code for a protein of 314 amino acids. The record is from RefSeq and is a predicted model, not a curated record. The transcript has a single exon. Gene Ontology annotation, biological process: G protein-coupled receptor signaling pathway. Gene Ontology annotation, cellular component: membrane.